This is a messenger RNA of Suillus fuscotomentosus, 456 nucleotides long. RefSeq lists its product as uncharacterized. The transcript has a single exon. The coding region runs from base 1 to 456 and encodes 151 amino acids. Lineage: Eukaryota; Fungi; Basidiomycota; Agaricomycetes; Boletales; Suillaceae. The record is from RefSeq and is a predicted model, not a curated record.
AUGUUUGCCACUACACCAUCAUCAUGGCACAUGUGGCACCAGGCACCAGACCAGCACGCUUCCCAGGAUAAUCCAGCCAGUAUAGCAUUGACUGCUGAUGGGAACUGUUGGAGAAUUCCAUGGCCAAAAGGUCACUUAGGGAUUGGAUUCAGGAUACUGGUGAUUAUUACACAUAUCUCCAUCGAGCAUCUUCCUUCCCAGCCUUUAGAUGCACCCCACGAUGUAGUUGUAUGGGGUUUCCUUGAGCAGGUCAACAAUCUUCAGCAUUACCCAUCAGUUGAUCAGAACAAGGAUGAUCAGCCUCCUCAAGAGGUCAUUGAGGCAUCUCAAAAGCAGAACCCUACUGGGUCUUUCAUCAAGCUUGCACAUGUGGAACAUAGCCCAUUCCAUGACUCACCUAUCCAAACCUAUCCUGUUGGCGAAAUGUUCUUCAGUUGGGUUUUGAUUUUGGUUUGA